AUGAGUCAGAAUCCUGAAAAUACUUCAGAUUGUAAUCCUAAUCAAGUUUCUGAAGAUGCUAAUUCUUACAGAGACAACCAACCUAGCCUUCCUCACACUGACUCUCAAAUAUCCCAAGCAUCGACCAUUACUGGUAUGGCUAACUACUUAGAGACUGAGACUGAGGACAAUGAAGACGAUGAGAUUCUCAAGAACAAUAGCACUGAUAUUGAGGACUUAAAGGACUUAAAGGACCUUUUUUCUGGAUCCUCGCACCGCCAUCACGAAACGUCUGAUAACGAGGAAAAUCACGAAGAGGACGAUAGCAGGAGAAGACGCGAUGAAGAAGAGGAGGAGGAUAGCGACGAAAAUAAUAGAAAGCAUAAUAAAAGAGAGAGUAUCAAUAGAGGGUAUCAUAACGAUGAAAAUCAUUAUGAUAAUCAUAUCGAAAAUCAGAAGUUAUUAUUAAAUGGAGAAAGACAAAUGUUUGAUUAUACUAAUAAUAAUGGAAUGUUUAAUCACGAUAACCAUGAAUCUGUGGAGGAUGUUGAUAUGAUAAACAGUGGGUCAUUACGAUAUGAAUCAGAUAGUGAAAGUGGUCGAAUUAAAAGGAAAAAACUGGAUGAAAUCUUAGGGCGUGAAGACGGUGAGACCUACAUGGACGAUGAAGCAAUGACUGAUAAUGAUCAAGAAUUAGAACAAGAGAAUGCUUUCGCUCCGAUACCGGAGGAUUUUUGUGAAGUAUGUUUUGCUAUGAUUCAUCGCACAGGAACUCGGCAGAAGCAUACAAAAAAAAAUUUAAAAAAUGAACAAAGCAGCAACGAUGCACUAGAAAAUGGCACCCAGGGUGUUGAAUCCGUUUCGCAGAAAACUUCAAACGAUGGUAUUGAGUUGCUUUAUGAUGAAAAAGUUGCUAUUGCUACCAGGGAAAUUAAACCGGAGGGAAAAACGAGAUACCAAAUAAAUAGUGAGAUCAGACAAAAAGAAAGGGCUGUUGAAAGAUUAAGUCAUCAAUAUUCUAGUCAUAAGCUACCAUCCGACGACAUAAAAACGUGUUUAUAUAGCAUUGGUGAUAACAACUCUUAUUUAAGGGCAAAUCGGUAA
Molecule: messenger RNA, 1083 nt
Organism: Racocetra fulgida
Lineage: Eukaryota; Fungi; Glomeromycota; Glomeromycetes; Diversisporales; Gigasporaceae
Source: the annotation of a GenBank genome assembly